CCCUCCUCCAGCCCCUAUCCCGACAGAGGAACUCAUACAUGCUUCAGGACAGUGAAGUGGAGCGUUAUUGCCAGCUCUUUAGCCAAUACAUUCAAAGCGAAAAAGGUCUCUGCUACUUUGUUUGAGAAAGAUUUUGCCACCUGAUUUUAGAGCUGUCGUGUGGAAGUGUGUGUGCAUGCAUAUCUGUGGAAUAGACUACGGUGUGUACGAGACUGUCCAGGAGUGCGCGCGUGUCCACCAAACAGGUGACCCUUGUUUAUGGUCGAACCGACAUUUGACGUUACAUAACCCCUGUUUGUGGACAAUGAUUGCAGUCCACCGGAAAAUACAUCUAUUGCUUGUUUUCCUUCAAGAGCACGUUUGAAGACAGAAUAGUGGACACGCAGUAGCCUGUUAUUUCCCCUGGACAGCUCUGAAGCCUCAAUCAUCAUCCAAGUGCUCGAUAACAGCGUCCUGGAACGUACCUCCCAGUUCUAUUUUGCCAAAGUGAUAUUGCUCUCUCGUUUACUCUGAAAAGAACACCAUUGGAUUUGUGUAUUAAAUGUACGGGAUCCAGGAGCAUCUGAUAAGAGACGUCAGCGGAUUAAAAGAAAGAACUCUGGGAGAAGAGAUGGAUCCGGUCCGGUCCUGGGUGCGUAAUGUCGGUGUUGUGGAUGCUAACGUAGCAGCGCAAAGUGGUGUAGCUCUCUCCAGGGCCCACUUUGAGAAGCAGCCCCCCUCUAACCUGCGCAAGUCCAACUUCUUCCACUUUGUCCUGGCACUCUAUGACAGACACGGACAGCCUGUAGAGGUGGAGAGGACUUCCUUCGUGGACUUUGUAGAACAGGACAAGGAGCAGACGGGAGAAAAGACCAACAACGGCACGCACUACAAGAUACAGCUCCUCUACAGCAAUGGGGUUCGUACAGAACAGGAUCUUUAUGCACGACUUAUUGACUCAGUCACUAAACAGCCCAUAGCAUAUGAGGGACAGAACAAGAAUCCUGAAAUGUGCCGUGUUCUGCUCACUCACGAGGUUAUGUGCAGUCGCUGUUGUGAGAAGAAAAGCUGUGGAAACCGCAACGAGACGCCCUCUGACCCGGUCAUCAUUGACAGAUUCUUCUUGAAGUUUUUCCUGAAGUGUAACCAAAAUUGUCUGAAGACAGCAGGGAACCCAAGGGACAUGAGGAGAUUUCAGGUGGUCCUGUCCAGCACUGUGAGUGUAGACGGACAUGUCUUAGCUGUGUCUGACAACAUGUUUGUCCACAACAACUCCAAACACGGCCGGAGAGCCCGCAGGCUGGAGCCGGGAGAGUCGGUGGAGAACGGCAUGGAAUAUGCCACCCCCUGUAUCAAAGCCAUCAGCCCCAGUGAGGGCUGGACCACGGGCGGGGCCAUGGUCAUUGUGAUCGGGGAGAACUUCUUUGACGGGCUGCAGGUGGUGUUCGGCAGCAUGCUGGUGUGGAGCGAGUUGAUCACGCCCCACGCCAUCCGUGUCCAGACGCCCCCUCGCCACAUCCCAGGGGUCGUGGAGGUCACGCUCUCCUACAAAUCUAAACAGUUCUGCAAGGGGACACCUGGGCGCUUCAUCUACACAGCGCUGAAUGAACCCACAAUAGACUACGGUUUCCAGAGACUUCAGAAGGUCAUCCCCAGACAUCCUGGUGACCCUGACAAACUGGCCAAGGAGAUGCUACUGAAGAGAGCAGCUGAUCUGGUAGAGGCCUUGUAUGGAAACCCACACAGUAAUCAGGACAUGUUGCUGAAGCGUGCAGCGGACAUUGCUGAGGCCCUGUACAGUGUUCCCCGUCCCCACAGCCAGCUGCAGGCCCUGCCUAGUUCCCCAGCCCAUGGCAGCGUCAUGGGCCUAGGCUCAUACCCCUCCCAGCUGGGGGUCGGCAUCGGAGAGCCAGGACAAACCAGCCAGGGUUAUAUUCGUAACUCCAGCAGUUUGUCUCCACGGGGAUACCCCUCUGCCUCCACCCCUCAGCAGUCGGGCUAUGGGGGAGGUGGAGGUAUGAGUGGCGGGUAUGGGGCAGUGCCCAUGACUAGUCUUGGGGUGCCAGGAUCCCCUGGUUUUAGCAGUGCCUCCCCCACUGGUUCUCCCUAUGGCAUAAUGCCAUCUAGUCCCACCAUCCCGGGUUCCAGCUCCUCCUCCUCCCUCCUGCCAUUCUCCUCCUUCCCGUCCUCAGCCAAACAGAAGAGUGCCUUUGCUCCCGUCCUCCGGCCCCAGGGAUCCUCCUCUCCUGCCUGCCCAGCCUCAGGAGGCAACAGCUUCAGAGAUUAUUACUAUUCUCUUUCUCUAUAGCGAUGACCGGCCUGGUAGUUCCCCCGAUGUAGCAGCACUCCACCACCUCCCAUCCACCAUCUACAAACCAGACGAGACCAGACCACUGCUCCAACACUGCCACCCCCUGCAGGCACUGACAGGGCAGGGAUGCUGAUGGAACACACACUCAACCACCCACAACUAUCCUCACUGAUGCCCUGCCACUAGUUCAGCCCAUGUAUCAUUCAUCUGGAUGAAAGGGAUGGGAUAGAAAGAGUCCAAAGACCAGCCAGUCACUCCAGAUGCAGACAGAAGACCUCUUCGUCUGUAGUAGCUGCAAAGACAUGAGACUUUCUUGGGCCACACCACGACACAGUGGAGCCCUAUGGGGUGUACUAUGGGUGUCUCUGUAUUUUCAAAGGAAAGCAGAAGUCAGCGUCAAGAUGCCUUCACGAGCUUCAAAAGCACUCAUACCACCCAACGCUACAGCCUUAUGCAGCAUUUGGUUCUUCCAACAACACCUACCCCAAACUGAUCAACCUCUUGGCUAGUGGAGGUGUGCUAGAAGAAUAUGUCUGUUGAUGAUUUGUUGUUAGAGCACUGAACUGAAUGGACAAAGGACAACUCUGAUACUCUGUGCCGAAACUCAAUGAACCAGGGUGAUAUUUGUCUCUAAGGACACUGUCACAGGCAUGUGAAGACUCCAAGGUUUUUGUAGUAGACUUUUUGAAGGUGAUUUACAUUCCAGAAUGAUAGACCAUUUUUGUUCUCAUCUCCACGAUUUUACAAGGGCAAAUUCUUUGUCCUCCAGUGUUGGUAAUAAAAAGUAAAAAAGUAAUUCAUAUAUUGAUUUAUUUAAGAAGAAAAAAACAAGCAAUUUAACUUAUUAUUACAUUUAGUUUAGGGAAUAAUAUAAACGUGUUUUAAUUCCUUUUUUGCAAUUGUUAUAAAUAUGAUUAUCUCUAUCUUGUCAUUAUACUUGUUUUUAUUGAAAUCUUUGAGGGUUUUAUUAGACAUGACUGUUGGUUCAUAAGUAAGAGAGAAGGAAGUAGUACUCCAAUGUUUAUUUGAAAUAAAGUCCUUGGGCAAUACUCUUUUCCUGGUUUGUCACAUAACAAAAUGGAACCGUUAUGUCCAAUGUCAAAGAAAGCAAAUUACCUUGCUGUUCUCUAUAAAGGAAAACUAGUUAGCAUAUAUUAUUAUUAAUUUCAUUUUUAUGCAUGUUAUUUCAACACUGAUUCCCUUGUAUUAUUUCAUUCAUGUGGCCAAUUUGAAAUUGUAUAUCGAACAUUAUAAUUUUCAUUGUUGAUUCAUUUGAUGUGUUUCAUCCCACAGUCUCUGGUCACUAUGCAGUAAAGUAGCAAGCACAAACUGAAAUCAAAGGGAUAUAUUGGGGAUUUGUCAUAAACCCAUGCAACAGUGUUCUUACUCACUGUUGCAGCACAAUACAAACAUCAUGCUCAGGAUUAGAGAACACAGAAUAAAAAAAAAGAUUUAGCUGACAUCUAUUCAAAGUUGUUUCCAGUGUUUGACUGGUUUUAUUUAUUUGAUAGCAGUUAGUAAAAUGUAAGGUCACAUUUUUUUUCUUCAAAAGCCAUCUUUCUUUUUUAAUGGUACAGGAUAACAUGAUUGUCUGAAAUUGUGAUUUGUAUAUCAUAAGGUGUAAUUAUAUUUUGUCCUCCCAAAUAAAACAAAAAUCACAGUAAGA
Salmo salar (Atlantic salmon) is the source of this 3956-nucleotide messenger RNA. RefSeq names its product transcription factor COE2. Lineage: Eukaryota; Metazoa; Chordata; Actinopteri; Salmoniformes; Salmonidae. Gene Ontology annotation, biological process: regulation of DNA-templated transcription. The record is from RefSeq and is a predicted model, not a curated record. Gene Ontology annotation, molecular function: DNA-binding transcription factor activity; DNA binding.